Molecule: messenger RNA, 1049 nt
Organism: Dalotia coriaria
Lineage: Eukaryota; Metazoa; Arthropoda; Insecta; Coleoptera; Staphylinidae
Product: omega-amidase NIT2
Exons: 1
Coding region: 98-994 (298 amino acids)
Biological process (GO): oxaloacetate metabolic process; L-glutamine metabolic process
Cellular component (GO): mitochondrion
Molecular function (GO): omega-amidase activity
Source: RefSeq, a predicted model, not a curated record
CAUACCUCCCUGGUUUACCUCUCUAGUUACUCGAUGUCGAAAUUACAUGUUUCCAGUUAUCAAACAUUUACAAGUGAACUAAAGUUAUUACGUUGUAAUGUGGACUACUGGUGUCCGUGCCUUACAAUACUCAUUUUCUACAUUGCAACAAACAUUUAGAACAAUGUCCACAUUCAAAACGGCCCUAAUACAAAUGUCAGUGGGAAAAAAUCGCGACGACAACUUGGAAAAUGCAUGCAAGUUAAUUAAAAAAGCAGCUGAAGCAGGCGCUUGUUUGAUUUCUCUUCCGGAAUGUUUCAACUCACCCUAUGGAACCAAUUUUUUUGAUCAAUAUGCCGAGUCUGUACCAGAUGGGCAUACUUGUAAAAUGCUAUCUGAAGCUGCCAAAGACAAUGAAAUCUACCUAGUUGGUGGAACAUUUCCAGAAAUUAAAGAUAAUAAAUUUUAUAACACAUGCACAGUGUGGAAUCCCUUGGGCGAAAUGAUUGGAAAAUACAGCAAAAUGCAUCUGUUUGAUAUUGACAUUCCUGGAGGUAUUACAUUCAAAGAAUCAGAUAUUCUAAGUGCUGGCAAUGACCUCUGCAUGUUUGACUUCCAUGGAACGAAAAUUGGAAUUGGCAUUUGCUAUGAUUUGCGCUUUGAAGAACUGGCCAAAUUGUAUAGAUUAAAUGAAUGCAAAUUGAUAAUAUAUCCAGCUGCAUUCAAUAUGACAACUGGUCCAAUGCAUUGGGAGUUAUUGCAGAGGGGAAGAGCUCUUGACAAUCAAUUGUUUAUAUACUGUAUUAGUCCUGCUAGAGGUGAUAAGGGUUACAUUGCCUGGGGUCACUCUCAAGUUACCGAUCCCUGGGGUAAAAUAAUUGCGCAAGCUGGUCAUGAAGAAGAAAUUCUUCUCUGUGACAUUGAUUUAAGUGAAUGUGACAAAAUAAGGCAACAGAUCCCCAUUGGUAAACAACGACGUACAGACGUUUACGAUACGAUUUACAAACUCAAGUAAAUAAAUAUUUUGCAAUUGUAAAUAUUUUGUUGCAAUAUUAAACAAUUUUAAUUGA